Pseudonaja textilis is the source of this 3255-nucleotide messenger RNA. RefSeq names its product angiopoietin like 2 (gene ANGPTL2). Gene Ontology annotation, biological process: blood coagulation. The record is from RefSeq and is a predicted model, not a curated record. Lineage: Eukaryota; Metazoa; Chordata; Lepidosauria; Squamata; Elapidae.
GGGUGGGUGUAAACGUCGGUUACCCAACCAGAAUGCUCACCGCAUGCUCGGUUGUCAUCCCUUCCCCUCCUCCGGUGUGGACAUCCUACCCACCACAAAGGAGCCGAACAUUAUCAGGCUGGAGAAGUUUAUCCUGAAAUGAUGGAUCGAGAGCUUUAAGCACUCCAACCCAGAAGAGCUUGCAAAAAAAAAAAGAAAAGGCAAAAGCAAACAAAACAAAACAAAAACCCAACGGCCAACAGCUGCAGCCUAUUGUUCCUCGGCUCCUACCGAGCAUGGGAGCCAAACGGAUGGAGGACCGGGCGACCAGAUUCAAAGGACACGGAUUUCCACAUUAAGGAAGUCAGCAAACCCUGGGCAGCCCUUUUGCUUUGCAACGCGCGCGUCAGGACUUCUUCCUUCCGUAGAAGCUGAGCUCCCUGUCUGGCUAUGCUUAUUUGGCAUCGGUGAUGUCCUUAUUCCCAGGGAUGAACCCAGCCACAGAUUCUUGAUUUAAAAGGGAAGAUAAAGCCAACAACAACAACAACAACAACAACAACAAAUAAAAUAAAAAUGCAAGCUUGAAGCUGGAAGAACAAAACCCCCAGGGAAAAAGAAGCGUAAGGAAGACACGAAGGAUAUUUGCAAUUUAACAGGAUAGUCGGCUGCACAACAUUUUGCAGAACAAAAACAAAAAACCCCAAAUAGCUUUGGAAAACCAAGCCUGUUUUUUUCGAUAAUAUAAGGAAAAUCUCCCCUCGCGAAAUAAGGACAAUGGAGGCAGCGGUUUGCUUGCUGCUAGUGGCCGCUGUGGGACUCAAAGCUCAGGGGCCCGAAGGUGUCGGAAGCCGCGUCGCGGGAGAGACACAAAGAUUCAUUUACGGAAACCGACACAGGCGCUCCAGCGAGGCGCAGGAGAAGUGCACCUACACGUUCAUCGUCCCGCAGCAAAAAGUCACGGGGGCCAUUUGUGUGAACUCCAAGGAGCCCGACGGCCCCCUCCUGGAGAACAGGGUCCACAAGCAGGAGCUGGAGCUCCUCAACCACGAGCUCCUGAAGCAGAAGCGGCAGAUCGAAACCCUCCAGCAGCUGGUGGAGGUGGAUGGCGGCAUUGUGAACGAGGUCAAGCUGCUGCGGAAAGAGAGCCGCAACAUGAACUCCCGCGUCACCCAGCUCUACAUGCAGCUGCUGCACGAGAUCAUCCGGAAGAGGGACAACGCGCUGGAGCUCUCCCAGCUGGAGAACAAGAUCCUGAACCAGACGGCCGACAUGCUGCAGCUGGCCAGCAGGUACAAGGACCUGGAGCACAAGUACCAGCACCUGGUCGCCAUCGCCAACAACCAGUCCACGGUGAUCGCCCAGCUGGAAGAGCACUGCCAGAGGAUGCCGGCCCUGCAACCGCCGCAGCCCCCCAACCGCGUCUACCAGCCGCCCACCUACAACCGCAUCACCAACCAGAUCUCCACCAACGAAAUUCAGAGCGACCAGAACUUAAAGGCUCUGCCGCCCAGCCUCCCGACCAUGCCGCCCGUCACCAGCGUCCCGACAUCGACCGACAAGCCCUCAGGUCCUUGGCGAGACUGUUUACAAGCUUUAGAAGACGGCCAUGGGACCAGCUCCAUAUAUCUGGUCAAACCUGAGAAUACCAACCGAUUGAUGCAAGUCUGGUGCGAUCAGCGGCAAGAUCCCGGUGGCUGGACUGUGAUUCAAAGGCGUUUGGAUGGCUCGGUUAAUUUCUUUAGGAACUGGGAAACCUAUAAGCAAGGGUUUGGUAACAUCGACGGAGAGUACUGGCUGGGGCUGGAAAACAUUUACUGGCUGACAAACCAAGGCAACUACAAGUUGUUGAUAACCAUGGAGGACUGGACAGGACGCAAAGUUUUCGCAGAAUAUGCCAGCUUCCGUCUGGAGCCGGAAAGUGAAUUCUACAAGUUGCGAGUAGGACGAUACAACGGCAAUGCGGGAGAUUCCUUUACGUGGCACAACGGCAAACAAUUCACCACGCUGGAUAGAGACCAUGAUGUAUACACAGGCAACUGCGCCCACUAUCAGAAAGGGGGCUGGUGGUAUAACGCGUGCGCCCACUCCAACCUCAACGGCGUCUGGUACCGAGGGGGCCAUUACCGGAGCCGCUACCAAGAUGGAGUCUACUGGGCAGAGUUCCGGGGAGGGUCGUAUUCCCUGAAAAAAGUGACAAUGAUGAUUAGACCAAACCCGAACACGUUCCACUAAAGGGAGUCCCCUCCCGACGGGCCGAGAGUGAUGUCUUUCCCAUGCAACCCAUCCUCUCGGCAACAAAGAAUGUAAGAUAAUCUUGUACACACUGACUGCUGGACAAGGAGACCUGGAUAUUGGACCGUUCCAGAAUCGAUCUAGAACCAAAACAAGCGGCUUUUCUCUCUCUUUUUUGGCCUGGAAAACAAGGAGCCAAGCGGUCGCUUUCAAGAUGGCACGGACCGUCGAUCAACGCAGAUCCUAGGAAAGCUGCCCCACCAUCUAAAACGCUUCCUAUAUUAGAUAUACUCUCGAAUGCUGCACAUAUUCGAAACGGUAGAGUAAAUAAUAGAUCCGUUUGACACAGGAAAUUAUAUCCUUUGAAGCUAUGUAGCCAGUAUCUUAGGCUGUUAAAGUUUAGUCCUUAAUUUAAUCCGUUCCAGGGAUUUUAGUGCCUGUCCACCAACUGUGUCUUGCACAAACGGAAUUCCAAGUUUGGAAUUCUUCCCAUUCUACUUGGAUGCCAGGCGGCGUUAUGACUCCACCAAGAACUAUUUCGAGCGGUUUAUGCAAACAAUUCUAAUAUUUCUCUUCGCUCAUCCUCCUGAAGGCAUUGGCCAUUCUCCAAACGUUGACCAAAACUCAUACUGUACUCUUUUUUCCCCCCAAUUAUCUCAGCAGUAUCAAUGUGGGGUUUUUUUUUGAGACUUUUGGGAAUAAUUUAGGUCCUGCUUUAUCAUCUGCAGAAAUGUUUUGAUAAUAUAAAUGACUAUUUCAGCUUCUGAGCGAAGUUGCCCUUGGAAAGUUUCCUCUCUCUAAUAAAAAGAACAGUCGUGCAACUUACAGAGUUAUAAAUGGAAUAAAAACUUGGAGGGAGGGCGAAGUUAGAUCCUCGUAUCAUUAAAAACCAAAGGAAAGGGUUCAAGUUUACGGCUUCCUUAAAUUGAAGGCAAAUAAUAGCUAUUGGAACAGAACCCCGUUUAAUUUGCCAUUAGACUGUAACUCUUUGGAAAGUUAUGCGAUACACAGAAUCAUUUGGCGUACUUUACUAUGAUGGCCAAA